Molecule: messenger RNA, 1709 nt
Organism: Triplophysa rosa
Lineage: Eukaryota; Metazoa; Chordata; Actinopteri; Cypriniformes; Nemacheilidae
Gene: qng1
Product: Q-nucleotide N-glycosylase 1
Exons: 5
Coding region: 212-1231 (339 amino acids)
Source: RefSeq, a predicted model, not a curated record
ACAAAAAGAAGACAGUUUGAAAGGAUUUUGUUCGGUAAAAUCUGCAGUAUAGUAUAUAAUACUAUCUAAUGUACUUUGUACCAGGAGUCGUACGUCCAGGCACACACCUUCCUGCAGUCUUCCUUACAUGAACAUUGACCGCUUGGCAGGUUUAAGAAUUAAUACGGGGAACUACUGACAAGUACUUGGAGAUUUCCUUUUGAAGUGAGCAAUGGAAGAGCCACUAUCUCCUCGAGAGUCUGGUCAGUUCGUGUCUGAGCGGAGUCGAGAUGCGUUUGUGGAUGAAGAGGGAGCUAAAUGUGUGGCACAGAUGAUCUACGAGCUCAGAGAGAGCGAAGAUUUCACAGCCAGUGGCUGGAAGAAGAACAAUCCACUGGCACCUCCACCAGACUCGGAUGAGGCUGUCAACUGGGUGUUUGUGACAGACACAAUGAACUUUUCCUUUUGGCCUGACAAAGAGGAAGAACAAUGUGAGGUGAAGUGCAGGGGAAACACCUAUAGAGGUUACAUGUCUCUCUGUGCAGCAAUCACUCGUGCUAUGGAUGAAGGAGUGCCCAUCACAAGUCCCUCCUACUUUUCUCACAUCACUGAGGCCAAAUUAGCACACGUUCUGCGUUCAGACACCACUACACCGAUGCCCAUGUUGAAAGAGCGUCACCAGGUACUAACAGAGGCUGGACGAGUGCUCCUUGAGCAUGGUGGAUCCUUCCGGAAAUUCAUGAGUCGCUGCGAAAAUGAUGCAGAGAAGAUGGUGAAGUAUAUUGUGCAAAAUAUACCAUCGUACAGAGAUGAAGCCAUCUAUGAGGGUAAGCGGAUCUCAUUAUACAAGAGGGCUCAAAUUCUUGUGGCGGAUUUCUGGGGCAUCAUGGAGGCCCGAGGGGAGGGGAACAUCCCUAACCUUGACUACCUGACCAUGUUUGCUGACUACAGGGUACCACAAGGUCUUGUCUAUCUUGGAGCUUUACGCUACUCUGAUGGCCUUAUGGAGGCAUUGAAAAAUGGUGAACUGUUAAGCUCAGGGGAGAGGCGAGAGGUGGAGAUCAGGGGAUGCUCUAUCUGGUGUGUGGAGAGAGUCCAACACCAUUUGUGGAACCUUGUGGAACAGAGAGAUGGGAAGAAAUGUCACAUCAAUUCUGCUCUUAUCGACUUUUACUUGUGGCCAUAUGCUAAAAAACACCACAAAGAAAUGGCACACAUUCCAAUACAUCACACACGAUGUAUCUACUAUUGAUAGCAUCACUUACAGUAUCAUGCUUUUACAAUUUGUUUUUGUAUCGUGAAUAAAGUUAUAAACACCUGGUGGUAUAAACAUUUAAUGGAAGGAAGGAAAGAACCCAUAUGCUUUUUAAAAAUCCCAGAAAUAAAAAUCUGUUAUAUUUGCUAUACAAAUUAAAGUUGACAUAAGAAAGGUAACUUCACUGGAGUCAGGUAAACAUUUAAAUUAAAGUACAUGUUAUACAGAAUAAGGCCCGGAUCACAGUUUUUUUGCAGCGAGAGGCGCCUUUUUAAAAUUGUUUUCUGUUGGCAGAGAGUGUUUUGCACGCUGUUUAUGCACACCACGCGCAUCGCAUUUUCGCCGCAGCGCUCUGAGCGCCUCACAACCUGUCCUCCAAACCAUACUACAAGAAAAGUCGUUUGUCACUUUACUCAAAUACGACGCACCGGACCGUUACCCGAAUUAGUGAGAGCCACCGUUGUCAUGAGGUAUC